This is a messenger RNA of Pseudophryne corroboree (corroboree frog), 2246 nucleotides long. Its product is annotated as zinc finger protein OZF-like. Gene Ontology annotation, biological process: regulation of transcription by RNA polymerase II. Lineage: Eukaryota; Metazoa; Chordata; Amphibia; Anura; Myobatrachidae. The record is from RefSeq and is a predicted model, not a curated record. Gene Ontology annotation, molecular function: RNA polymerase II cis-regulatory region sequence-specific DNA binding; DNA-binding transcription factor activity, RNA polymerase II-specific. The transcript is spliced from 7 exons. The coding region runs from base 299 to 2146 and encodes 615 amino acids.
CCUAUUUCCGCGCUGCACCGGAUGUGAGGUCACGGCGCUCCUCCCCUCUGGUCUCCGCCCUCUGCUCCCUGGUGACAGGUGGUUCACUUCCGUGACGGGUGACUGGGAGAUAUCGCUGUGUGUGACACCGCCUGCUGCUGCCCUGUGUGCCCCCUGUUAUUCCUUUCCCCACCCCUGUUAAUUCCUUGUUGCAGUGCAGGUGGAGCAGACUUUAUCAUCAUUGUGCAGACAUCUGGACAGUGAGGAUUUGGAUCCUUGUUAUAUGAAGGUGAGCUGUGUCGUGCCUUAGACACUGAGGAUGGACAAGGACAGGAGCCCCACAACUGAGAGGAUACUAAAUCUCACCCUGGAGAUCAUCUACCUGCUGACUGGGGAGGUUUACACUGUAGUGAAGAAGACACCUGGAGAGUAUGAGACACUCUUCAGCCAUCCCUAUGAGUCAGGAGGACUAAGCAGGAACCAGAGCCCCUUCCCGGUGCCUCCACCUCACUUGCUGAUACAUGAGAGGCACAAUGACCAGAAGAUCUUGGAACUCACCAACAAGAUCAUUCAGCUGCUGACUGGAGAGGAGUGGGAGUAUAUAGAGGAACACAGGGGUCUGUACAAGGAUGUGAUGAUGGAGAAUCACCGGACCCACACAUCACUGGAUGGAACCAGUAACAGGAAUACCCCAGAGAGAUGUCCCCGUCGUCUUUAUUCCCAGGAUCACACAGAGGAGAAUCACAGUGUCCCACAGGAGGAUCAGGGCGAAAAACUGACUAAUAUUAAGGCAGAAGAUCUAGACGGAGACGUGAUGUAUGUGCCUAAUAUUAAGGCAGAAUGUACAGAGGGAGAAGAAGAGACGUAUGUGACUGAUAUUAAGAUAGAAAUUGUAAAGGAGGAGGAAGAAGAGGCGUAUGUGAGGGGUGACCAGCAGUGUAAGGAGGAGGAAAUCCCUACAGAUGUCAGCACAGCAGAUGGAAACAACAUCAGGAAUACCUCAGAGGAACGUCUACGUUUAUCUUCAGAUGGUGAUACAGAAGAUAAUGACAUCACACGAGAUUCUCCAGAAGAAAAGCCAAUUACCCAAAUUAUACAUCCAGCAACACACAAUGCAGAUAUAUCAUCUAAUCCCUCUAACCAUGUGGAGUGUUGCCCUGAUGGAUCAGAUAUUGGGGACUCUCUUACACUUCAUACAGUAGAUAAAAUACUUCCCAGUUCCAUAGAUAACAAAUGUACAGAGAGCAGAAAGCUUAUUGCUAAUCAGUCAGCUAUGACAGCUGAGAAACAAUUUCCAUGUUCUGACUGUGGGAAAUGCUUUACACGGAAAUCAUCUCUUGUUAUACAUGAGAGAAGUCACAAAGGUCAGAAACCAUUUCCAUGUUCUGAGUGUGGGAAAUGUUUUACAAGUAAAUCAGCUCUUGUUAAACAUGAGAGAAUUCACAUAGGUGACAAGCCAUUUCCAUGUUCUGAAUGUGGUAAAUGUUUUACACGGAAAUCAUAUCUUGUUAUUCAUCAGAGACAUCACACAGGUGAGAAACCAUUUCCAUGUUCUGAGUGUUGGAAAUGUUUUACACAUAAAUCAGCUCUUGUUAGACAUGAGAGUAGUCACGUAGAUGAGAAACCAUUUUCAUGUUCUGAGUGUGGGAAAUGUUUUACAAGCAAAUCAGCUCUUGUUAUACAUGAGAGAAGUCACACAGGUGACAAUCAAUUUCCAUGUUCUGAGUGUGGAAAAUAUUUUACACGGAAAUCAUCUCUUGUUAUUCAUCAAAGACAUCACACAGGUGACAAACUAUUUUCAUGUUCUGAGUGUUGGAAAUGUUUUACAGAUAAAUCAGCUCUUGUUAGACAUGAGAAAAGUCACAGAGGUGAGAAACCAUUUGCAUGUUCUGAUUGUGGAAAAUGUUUUACGCAGAUAUCAAAUCUUGCUAGUCAUGAGAGAAGUCACACAGGUGAGAAGCCAUUUCCAUGUUCUGAGUGUAGUAAAUGUUUUACACGGAAAUCAUAUCUAAUUACACAUCAGAGAAGUCACACAGGUGAGAAGCCAUUUCCAUGUUCGGAGUGUGGGAAAUGUUUUACACGGAAAUCAUCUCUAAUCACACAUGAGAGAAGUCACAUAGAUGAGAAGCAAUUGCCAAGCUCUGAGUGGGAAAUGUUGUACAUAUAAAUCAGCUUUUAUGAAACAUAAGAAACUACACACAGGUGAGAAGGAUUCCGUAAAGACCAUCUCUUUUUUUAAAACAUCAAAAAAUAAAGGAGAAAUGCAA